AUCGCUGCAUGCAUCAUCUCAAGUGAUUACGUAGGGUUGUUCUAGCGCGCAAAGGUCUGACAACAAGAGCACAAUUUAUAGCCUACAAUCACCUAGAACAAUGUCGUUCUAAAUUCAACCUCCCUUCCUGCAUCCCCGGUACUCUUUUACAUCCAUGGCGCACGCGCCCAGCACAGCUCCACUAAACUUCAUUGUCUUCGGUGAGAUGGGCGUCGGGAAGAGCUCGUUGAUAAAUCUCGUUGCUGGGAAGACACUCGCCAAGUCCUCUGCCGGUUUAAAAUCCUGCACUCUCGAAUCAACCGAGUAUACAAUCGCAUUAUCUGAACCCCAGCUUAAUGUCAAAUUAUUUGAUACAAACCAAGGAGGUGUACACGGCUUGCUGUUCUGCAUCAAGGGCGGCAACAGAAUAUUGGAAUCUACGCAGCAGAACUACAGGUUGUUCCACGAGUUCCUGUGCCAGGAGAAGGUGCCCCUUGCUCUGGUCAUCACCAACCUCGAGAACGUAGAGAACAUGGAUGACUGGUGGAUGGAAAACCAGGAUGUUAUUAAAGAGUAUGGAAUAGCUCCCGUUACGCAGGUCUGCAUCACUACCAUCAAGGGCCUCAAAAACGUAUACGAAGAAAAAUACUCGGAAUCCAGGAAGAAAGUAUGUGAUAUGUUGACUACGCUUGGAAGGGGAGAUGCGUGCUUGGUGGAUAUUAACUGGUUUGCGCGGAUGUGCAAGAGGCUGCGGCAGUUUUUCAUUCCAGGCAAGGCGCUAGGGAAGAGUCGUGAAAAGAUGUUACAGACGCUCACGAAGCGUUGCAAGCUGCCCAAGCAAGAUGCAGUGCAGCUUCUUCAAAGGAUUGAAUCCGACGGCGAGGAGAACUAG
Messenger RNA from Suillus subalutaceus, 871 nucleotides. RefSeq lists its product as uncharacterized. Gene Ontology annotation, molecular function: GTP binding. The transcript has 2 exons. The record is from RefSeq and is a predicted model, not a curated record. Lineage: Eukaryota; Fungi; Basidiomycota; Agaricomycetes; Boletales; Suillaceae. The coding region runs from base 155 to 871 and encodes 238 amino acids.